CUGAUUAAAACGGAUCUCGGAAAAUGAUUAAAAAAAAAUAAAGAUGUUGGAUAAAAUUUUUGAUCAUUAAACUUGUUUAUUUAAUAGAAAAAAAUAAUUAACUUUCAUUCUAAUGAGUCAACAUAUCAAUUUAUCUUUAGAUACAGUAUUUUUUUGUAUUUAAAAUAAUGGAAAGUGAUUAUUCAACAAAGACGAGAAGUGAUUCAGUGCAACGGAAAAUAUGGGCACAAAGGGUAUUAAUAAUUUUCUGAAAUUAUCGAUAUUAACUACAACAAGUGAUGGCCGAGAAAAUAGAAAAUGAUACUAAGCCUGUGAUAAAUUUGGAGGAUGAUAAUUUAUUCGAGUUGAAAUGCCUAAUCAAAGCAACAGAAAUUCUUCUCUCUGCUCGCUGCGAAAUUGGAAAACGACAAUUGUUAGCGUUCACCACUCGACAUUCAGAUAUAGGUCUUUUUUAUCAACCUGAUUCUAAUCAUUUACCGUUUAUUAAGCGGAUACCAUGGUUUCGUGCUCCAAACCAAGCUAUUUCUGCUCUCUGUUUUGAUCUAACUGGUUCAUGGCUUUUAACAGCCUGUAUAGAUGGAUCUCUAUAUAUUAUUCCAGUUUUAGCAUUAUUAGAUGAUCAACAUGUAACAGAUCACAAAUGGUCUACGAAUGAUAUUACUCCUUUAUCUAUCAUUGAUCAUCAGUCUUCCUUUUCUCGACCUCGUGCAUUAACUUGGUGGCAAGGAGUAACUCAAUGCAGUCACAUAGGAAUAAUAGGAACAGAAGAAGGUGAGAUCAUUUUUAUAAAUUUAGAAAAUGGUCAGUGGAUCGAUUCUACUCGUGUUAAUGGCAGUAUAUCGAGUCUUCAUAUCUGCCAAGAUAAUAGUUUAGAAAUAGUUUCUCUUUUAAUAACAAGUAAAACUCAACAACAAUGGAGAAUAAUUUUAGAACAACGUUCGAAUGGUUGUAUUUUUUCUUCAAACAACGAAAGAGCAUGUUCGUCAUUUCUUCCUUCACAAUUUGAUCGAUUCAAUGAUGAUACAAAAUCUUUGCCACAGACACGGUCACGUCUUCAAGGUCUUAAACAACUGUCUGUAGAAAAAUUAACAAUUUUGAGAAAAAAGUUGGCCGAAAGUCGAACUAAAAAUGCAAUAAAUUCUCAACCACGUCGAGACAGUAGUAGUAGCAGUGGAAAUGAAGAAAUAUUGUCAGAAUCAUCUCCAAAAUUAUCAUCUAAGGGCAAAGAUUCACUUAUAUUGGAACCUCUUUUAGAAGACAUUCUUUUAUCUCCACAAUAUACUAGACAAGGUCAACAUCUUUAUACAGCCUAUUGCGUUAGCACAAAUCAUAUCACAAUCCAUGGCACAGAUAUUUCUAUAGUUCCCUUCCAUAUGUAUAAAAUGCCACAUGUCUGUAAAGACAUUUUACUUACUCAACGAUUUUUUUUUAUUACUGGAUCAAAUAGACGAUCUCUCUCAAUUAUUUCCUGCCCAUUAUCUGAAACCAAAAUUAGUGAUGAAUCUGAAUUUAAUCCAGAAGCAAUGAUAGGGCGUUUCGAAUUUGAAGAUUCACACGAAAUUAUUAUAAAUAUCUAUCGUACAACAGAAUACAAGGAGUCUGAAGAAAAUUCCAAAGAAGAAAUAAAGAUUUUACCAACGAAAAUUGAAGAUAUAAAUAUUGAAUUACCUUUAUUUGAUACUUGUUUAAUAGUAACGAAUUAUGGGAUUUAUAAAAUUGUUUUAAGAAGGCCUUUAUUGAAUGUUUUUAUAGAAUUAGCUUUAAGUAAUAAGAGCAAUAUUGAAAGAGCAGCACGUAUAGGUGUUGUUUUCGGAUUAAAUGUUCCUCAAUUAUUUGAGGCAGCUGGUGAUAUUCAUUUAACGAAUAGCAAAUUUCACGAAGCGGCAAUGUUAUAUAAACUAUCAAAAUGUAGACUGCUGAAAGGCGUAUUGAAGACGGCGGCGAAUGGUCAUACUGCUAAAUUAUUAAGAUGUUUAAAUUAUUGUUUAUCACCACCAGCAGUCAUUGAACUCACAACAACUACCAGAAUUCACUUAUCUAAUCUCACAGUCUUUGCAUUCAGUGAAUUGAUUCUUCGCGCAUCGCCCCAAGAAGCCAAUACAUUACAUAAAGAUUUCUUAAUGUUUUUAUCUAAAAAUACUUUUUACGACGAACGGUGGGUUGUUGAUGUUGUUGGGCAAACAUGUCUCUGGAAAGUGCUUCAUCAUUUAGCCACUCAGAGAGGGCUUUAUGCACAAGUGCUCGAGACUCUCAUCAAAACUAUUCAACCCUACAAUACUCCAAGUUGCUCAAUUUCCCCUCUUCACACUAAAUAUGGACUUUUAAUCUGUAUUAGUGAGCCAGGUCUCUUACAAGCAAUGUUAUCAACACCUUUUUUAGCUCGAAGUCAUAUGACAUUUGUUCUCUCUAAUCUUUCCGACUUUCAAACUUUUGUGCUUCAACGUCUUGUAACUCUUUAUGAUCCUACAAAUCCAGCUUUUAGACCAUUACUCGUUAGAUAUUGUUCACGACGUCGUACCACGUCACAUAGUUCACAAUCAAGUCAGUGCGAUUCUCUAGAUUCUUCAGAUAUGCUAGAAGAAAAUGGCUGUCUCGUUGAAGAAAUAUUUGAAACAUUUAUAAUGAUUUUACUGACUUUAAUUAACAAGAGAUCGCCAGUGUUGAAACACAAUCCUAUGUUAGUUGAAAAAUUACAUCUUCCAGAUAUUGAAAGGAAGUUUACUGAUGUACUACCAAAUGUAGAUUUUAAAAGAAGACUUUUAGCAGCUGGUUAUGGUCAUGUAGCUUUAAUUAGAAAUGGUAAUGUCUAUACCUGGGGUAAUUCAGUACAAGGAUGUCUUGGUACAGGUCCAACUAUAUUGAGAUAUGGACUUCCAACAGCUAUUAAUAUUUUUAAAAAUUUAGAAAUGGAAGUUUUAAGUGUUUCCUGUGGUCGCUGUCAUACUUUGGCUGUUACUAACAAUGGAGUUUAUGCUUGGGGUGGCAGUCAAUAUGGACAAUUGGGACUUGGACGAGUUUUACAAAGUCCACACCCAGAAUUAAUUACUUCUCUAGCUCAGGAAAUUAUUGUUGAUGCAGUAGCUGGUCAGUAUCACUCAGUAGCCUUGUCAAUAGAUGGAAGAAUUUUUACAUGGGGUUGGGGUAUUCAUGGACAACUUGGACAUGGAAAUACUCAAAGAAAAAAUGUUCCUACACUUGUAACAGCACUUUUAGGAGUUAUUAUACGUGGAAUUGCUGCUGGACAUGCCCAUACAUUAGCUUUAUCAGUUGAAGGAGUUGUUUAUUCAUUUGGCUGCAAUAUUUUUGGACAAUUAGGAACCGGAAAUAAUAUUAAAUCUUCAAUUCCUCAAGCUAUUUCUUUAAUACCUGAACCCAUCACUGAUAUAGCAACUGGAUAUUUUCAUAAUCUUGCUGUGAGCUCAUCAAAUAAAUUGUACACUUGGGGAUCCAGUCCUCAAGUCCUCCGGCUUCAAACUCUUACACAAAAAAAGAAUAAAUUGGCAGAAUUCCAAGCUGCUGCCGAGAAACAUGCUGAAAGCCUUGAAGAACUGGAAUCUGAAGUAGAGAACGCUAAAGACAUACUUGAUUCAGAUGAUGUAGAUUGUAAUGAUAAAUUAUCUUCAAUAGAAAAGCUUGCAAUUAAAACAGUAAAUGAGAGAAAGCUGACUUGUCCCAAUGUUCCAAUAAGUGUUAGUCUUCGAGAUAUAAAUUUAGGAUUUUUAGAAGAAGCUCAAACUCAUUUAAGACCAAUUUGUAUUGAUACAAGUUUGGUACAAGGCAGAAUCGUUCAAAUAUCAACUGGAUGUCAUCAUUCUGCUCUUUUAACCAAGGACGGUACUGUUUAUUGCUGGGGAAGAAAUGUAGAUGGUCAGAUUGGUAAUGGAUCAAGAAAAGAUAUUACUAUUCCAACUCCCUUAACUUAUAAUCCAGUUUCUUUGCUUGCUCAGAUUCCUCCUAGAAGUGGACAAUCAGCUGGAGGCGCAGAAAACUCGGAAAAAAAAUUAAUUAUCAAUUCAAGUGAUGAUAAUUCUAAUGGAAAACGAGAUCAGAUCAACAGAGUCAUCAAGGCGGUUCGCGUUUGCUGUGGAUGUGAGUUUACAGUUGCCAUUCAACCCGGUGGAACCGUUUUAGCCUGGGGAUCUUCAAGUAUCGCUCAACUAGGUCGACCACCUACCAAAGAAUCAGGAAAUGUUACAGAGAAACUUGGUUUUAUUAAAUCAUCUAAACGAGUAGUAAGACUUCCGCAUGGAACACACGUGGUUCAGGACACACCUACUCAAGUUCCAAGUAUCCCUACGCCAAUCAUCACAUAUCAAAGUUAUGACGUUACUCCAUUAGCACGCAAGAUUCAUCCUUUAAGCCUAAUUGAAAAAUCUGCAGGUGAAUUAACUCUUCAUUAUGUAUUGGAACAAUAUAAUGGACUUUACGAUGCCGGCAAAAUAAUGGAAAAAUGUGAUGAACUUGGAAAUUAUCAAGCAAGAGCAAAACUUGCUUUACUCGAACAAAACUUUUCAAUUUCUUUGGCUUAUCAACUGAAAACUCUCAAUCCUGAGAACUACAAGACUGUUUUAAUGUCUUCCGCGCGUGAAAGUAAUGAGACGAUAAAGAAAUCGUGUGAGAAAUUAAAAGAAAAUACGGAAUUAUUUGAUAAGCAAGUAGAAAAAAAUUUAGUUGAUACACUAGAAGAGAAUGAAUCGAAGAAAAAGAUUAAAAUGUCGAUUAGUAAGUCCUUGGACAGUAUUAAUAUUUUAGAACAAGAAUUACAUACAUUUGAUUGUCAAGGAGGCUCGGAAGAACUUUGUGAAGACACAAAGAGUUAUGAUAUUUCUUUUGAUCUCACUGAAGAUACUUUAGAUAAUGAUAAUGAUUUACCAGUUCUUUUAUCGAACAAAGAGUCAUUUAAUAAUGAUUUAAAUAAUGAAGAUAAAAAUAUUAACAAUAACAAUCGAACUAUGCAAAUGAAUUGCCAAGAACAUAACGAACAAGAAGAAUCUUCAAAUGAAAUGAAAGCUAUUAUCGUUGAUGCCUCUAAAAUUAUUAAAUUUUACAUCAAUGAAAUUGAGGAAAGUAUGCAAAAAGUUUUACGACAAAUUUUACAAACAAUCUUCGAUUUUUGGAUUAAAAAUCAUUUUCCUAUGGAUGUCUUGGAGCAGUUAUUAACAGAGAAUAUUAAUAAACUUUACUAUCCUCUAGGUUUGCUUAUUUUUUGUCAAAACCAAGUAAAUGAUAAAACAGACCCAAAUAAAAAUGGUAUAGAAAGUAAAAAUUAUACUAUUAUUGAUCACUUGUCUACAAAAUUUUGUCUUCAAGUCUGUAGUUUACUACUUGAUCAUAUUGGUGAGAAAAAGCCUGCACUAGAGUAUAUAGAGCUAUUUUCAAUGCUUACUGCAAAAAAUUAUGGAUCUUCUCUAAUUAAUUAUGGAUUCAAAGAAAACAAAAGUGCGGAACAAAUGAUGGAAGGAAUUAUUGGAGUAAUAUCGUCAAAAGCAAGUGAUCCUCGUCCUUAUAUUCAUAUAAAAGAUCCAGAAAAAGUUUCGAAUUUUUUAGAAAAUAAUGAAGAUACAGUUGUUUUUACCUGUGGUCAUCAUUUUCCACUUUCAGUUUAUCAAUCAGAAAUUAUACCUAAUAUGGAAGCUGAGCUACUUAUGUCGCAACAAAUGUCACUUCCAUGUACUGCACAAACACUGGGAAACAUGUUGAGUCAAGUGUGCAAUAAUAAAAUAGAGAUUAUGUGCCCGCGAUGCGUCCCACAAGCAAUUCAGACAGUUGCUAAGAAUCUCAUGGAUAGGUAGAAGUGUUUAUAUAAGUUUGGUUUAAAAAUUAAUAAGUAAAGAAUUCCUUCUUUACUCUCGACGAAAUUGAAAUCAAUUUUUUUGUGUUAAAUUUUCAAAAGUGAUUAUAAUUAUAGCGUGACUUAGUCACUAAAGUAUACAUAUAUAUAUAUAAAUAUAUAAAUAUAUAUGUUCCAAUGAUAAAUUAAUAUAAAAUUUUAUGUAAAAUAUCAAAUGAAAAGAGUUUUGACUGAAUAUAGAAUUUUUUGGUAGAUGAAAGUCAUUAAUACUUAAAUUUCAAAUGAUUACAAAAUAGUGUGACUUAUAUUUAAUUGCUAAUUUUUUUCUC
Messenger RNA from Chelonus insularis, 6120 nucleotides. It is a transcript of the gene ca, whose product is annotated as claret. The record is from RefSeq and is a predicted model, not a curated record. Gene Ontology annotation, molecular function: protein binding. Lineage: Eukaryota; Metazoa; Arthropoda; Insecta; Hymenoptera; Braconidae. The transcript has 4 exons. Bases 279 to 5792 code for a protein of 1837 amino acids.